GCAGUAAAGUGAAUGUAGAGUCGACAACUGUACAUGUAAGACAUAUAGAUUUUAAUGUUCAUGUAACGGCGAAAAUACGAAGACAACAUCAUGGAUCCCCCUAUGAAUGAUAUGGACAAUCCUUACUAUAAUCAACCUCCAGUACAGAAAAGGAACCAGAAAGCAUACCAGCGGAGUCAAAGAGGAGGUUAUGGAGGGGGAUCAGGCUCCCAUYUAUUUGACGACACGAGUGCAGACCAGCAAGGUCCAAUACCAAAUCAGCAGUUUACAGGAGCUGAUUUCCUUCAAGCUCCAGUCACAAACAUGGCAUUUCAAUAUGGUACUAAUAUGGCCUCACAAGGCAAAGAAUACAUGGAGAAAAAUCUGGAUAGAUUUGUAUCAGUUUCCAAGUUAAAGUACUAUUUUGCAGUCGAUACAAAUUAUGUAGUCAAGAAACUUGGGUUACUUUUGUUUCCUUUUACUCACAAGAAUUGGGGUAUUCAGUACAACAAAGCUGAACCAGUUGCACCAAGAUAUGAAAUAAAUGCACCAGACUUGUAUAUCCCUGUGAUGGCAUUUGUGACCUAUGUUCUUGUAGCUGGACUUGUCUUAGGCACACAAAACAGGUUUACACCAGAACAACUUGGUAUAACUGCCAGUUCAACAUUAAUCUGGUUGUUUGUUGAAAUCAUGGCUAUUUUAUUUUCUUUGUACAUGUGUAAUGUACAAUCAGAAAUCAAGACUUUUGACUUGGUAGCAUUCUGUGGAUAUAAAUACUUUGGAAUGAUUCUAAGCUGUMUUGGUGGUCUGGUUUUUAAGUCAGUUGGAUAUUAUAGCGUGUUUAUUUACACAAGUGCAACUGAUGCAUUCUUCUUGAUUCGGACUCUCCGGUUAAUAAUCAUGCCAGAGACUGAAUCAGACUCCACAACAAGAACAAGUAAACGAAGAGUCUACAUGCUUCUCUUCAUAGCAGCUCUUCAACCUCUAUUUAUGUUCUUCUUAACAAGACAUCUACAGCCAACCAGCACCCCUCCUACAGACACAGGAGUAUAGAUUAUGUAUAAUUGAACAAUUUUUGUUUUAUCAGAUUAUUUGAGAGGUUUUGAUACAGCUGUGUUGAACUGUAGCAAAGUACAAGAAUAACAUUAUCAAAGGGAGGCCAUAUUUUGUUUUUGAGGUACAUUUCAACCAGGCUGGCAAUAUGGUAAAAGCAAUAAGGAGGAUUUGAUACAUAAAACAACGAGAAAUGUUAGUUAAACUUGCACACAGUCUAUAUUACUAGAAGGAAACUAUUGUACAAUUUAAGAAGUGGAUCUGGCAGAAUCAAUAUGCCGAGAAAUAAGUGAAGAAAGAACUACUUAUAAAAAUAAAGAGUUUAAAUAUUAAA
This is a messenger RNA of Exaiptasia diaphana, 1366 nucleotides long. Its product is annotated as protein YIF1B. Gene Ontology annotation, biological process: endoplasmic reticulum to Golgi vesicle-mediated transport. The coding region runs from base 91 to 1032 and encodes 313 amino acids. The transcript has 9 exons. Gene Ontology annotation, cellular component: Golgi membrane; endoplasmic reticulum membrane; endoplasmic reticulum-Golgi intermediate compartment. Lineage: Eukaryota; Metazoa; Cnidaria; Anthozoa; Actiniaria; Aiptasiidae. The record is from RefSeq and is a predicted model, not a curated record.